AUGUCGGGCGACUGCUUUGGUUCUGUGCAGAACGCCCUUCACGGCUCUGUGCCGUGUGGCGCGUCAAACCAGCUCAAGCGCAAGCGGCCGUCAACAGCGGGCGCGCUUCCGCCAUCACCCACUUCCGUACAUGACUCUCUGCAGCUCGGGUUUGCGCCUGUGAAGCGCAUAAAAUGCGACAGCCACGAUGCCUGCACAGGCGACAAGGCGUCAUAUAUCGCGUCACCGCCCUCAUCACCCGUGCUGUCUUCCCCGGCGCCGCUGCCUGUGGCUGAUGCGGCUGCGAUGGAAAGCGUCAAGGACGUGGUGCAAUACCAGUUCGGCUUCGAGAUCCUGAUGAAGCACAAGGAGUUGCGGUUGAUCGAACAGGAGAUGGCCAAGUGUCAGGUAGCCUUGGAGCAACUGCGACGCUGUCACCUGAUCCCGUAUCCCACCGCGUGCCCAACGCCGGAACAGAUGCUGGAUAUUGCCACUGGUCGCGGCACCGCCGUACGGCCACGACCCGGCGCUGCGGUGGCAAAGUGGGCUGCUCCGUUUGGGGUUGUUGACGGUCCGUACGCACGACACUACGCCAAGUGGCUCAUUCCCGAUCCGGUGUUCGAUGGGCCGCUGCCCAACUGGCCGGGUGUUGCACCCUCAGCGCGGUCCAAGGGCUUCGCAACGGCAGAAGCGCGGGCGACGCGGAAUAGCCUUCCCGAUAGCAGCAGAGGACGUCCGAUGCGUGGCUUAGCCGGCCAGAAGCUGCACGCUCUGUCGAACGGAUAUCCGCAGCCCAAGGACAAGGCUGGCCCUUGCGUGCUGAAGCGGGCCGACGGCAAGGUUGUGAAGCUGGUCUGCAUCGACUGCCAUCGGGAGAACUUUUCCAGCACUCAGGGGUUCAUCAAUCACUGCCGUAUUGCUCACAAGCGCGACUUCAAGAGCCAUGAGGAGGCUGCCGUGCACUGUGGCCACCCCAUUGACGCCGACGCUCCGCCGCCGAAGAAGAGCGAUCCUCAGGCCGGUUCGGGGCCCAAGUCUGCAAGUGGAGCUGGCGUCGCUACCCCACACUCUUCACCAUCGACUGCCACACCGUCUUUUGUCACAGCAUCGGCGACUGCCUCGGCUGCUGCCCAAGCUGCUGCUACUGCUGCUGUGGUGGCUAGUCUAGCCAUGCCUGGUCCGUCCUAUACGCCGAAUGCUUACAGCAGCGCUGUGCCCGGUCACGUCUAUCCUCUGGCGCGCAGUGAUGCCGAUGCGGUCAACUCGCUUCUCCGCCACAUCGAAGAGUCGUUCAAGCAGUGCACAUCGAGUGCUGUACCGGCGAAGAGCGAGUCGACCAAGAGCAAGGCUGGCCAUGCUGCUGCUUCUGCUGCUGCUGCGUCCUUUGUAGGCUCGGACAAGACGCCGUUCCUGUCUCGGUUCAUGCAGGAGAAGAAGCUUUCGGGCAACCUGCAGGCGUGUGUGGACGAUGCCAAGGAGGUGAUGGACCUGGACGAUGAGUUCGGGUGGACGGGCGACGUGGGCGACGAGCUCACGCCGGAGCCAUCGUCGGCAGUCACGGCGACGCCAGUUCCAGCAGCUGCUGCUAAGCGCAUGCCGGCCAGACAGGCAAAGGCUACGGUGUCGUUCGCGAGCAGCAUGGACGCGGGCGUCUCGGACGACUCGUCCUCGCGACGUAGCAGCAGCAAGAGCGUGUCGUCGCAGAUGUCGUUUGGCUCGGCCAGCGUAUGUACGUCGAUGGACUUUGACAACAAGACGGUGAAACACACGGCCGUUGGGCGGAUCUACGACGAUGACGAGAUGGACGUGGACCUGAGCCCCAACACGAGUGUGAGCAACAACGCGCCGUCGCUUGUUAGUGACGAUGGCGAGUAUGAUGAUUCUGACGACGGAUCGGCGUCCGAGACUAGCGACACGGACCUGGAGUCGAUGUCGGACGUUGCCGAGAUCAACAUGGACGAGGACGAGGACCAGGCACACGAGACGCCGCGGCCGCUGCGCCAUCAUCGGGUCAGUGCCGCGUCUGCUUCGGCGAUGAAGCUGAAGAAGGACGAGGCUAAGCAUGUCGCCUUUGUCAGCCCGGUGACAGGGACAGACAAUGUCGACCCGCAGCCACAAUAA
This is a messenger RNA of Grosmannia clavigera kw1407, 2100 nucleotides long. RefSeq lists its product as uncharacterized. The transcript has a single exon. Bases 1 to 2100 code for a protein of 699 amino acids. The record is from RefSeq and is a predicted model, not a curated record. Lineage: Eukaryota; Fungi; Ascomycota; Sordariomycetes; Ophiostomatales; Ophiostomataceae.